GCUACUACGAAUUAAUUACUACCUCUGACCGCUACACACACGCACGAGGCCAUCGUUUUACAGAAUAAGAUGCCAGUUCUAACCAUUCGGUCAGUUGAAUCCUUCACAACUAGUUCCUUCUGAAUCAUCUGCUCGCUCGGGUGUGUUUCGCUUCGUUCAGCAACUAUGCCAACGUUCCGUAGACAUUUGCGACGAUCCGUCCGGGUGGAAGUGUUCCGCGAGUACUGUGCCAACAGCUCCAUCCACGGUGUACGAUACUUCGAUCGUGAUGAACGAACGACCUGUGAAAGAUUCUGGUGGCUAGUGGUGUUUCUGCUCUCUAUGUUGGGUUGUGGCGUGAUGAUAUACAAGACGUACGUGAAAUGGAACCAAACUCCAAUCAUUGUUACCUUUUCGGAGAAAACCACUCCGGUUAGGCACAUUCACUUCCCAGCCAUAACGAUCUGUCCUGAAACGAAGGUGCCAGCCAAUAAACUUAACUUCACAGCCGAAAUGAACGCACUGCUGGAAGAUUACAAUUACAUUAACGGAACAUCCGACCGCGAGUCCAUCGAUCAGUUGAAAGCCGUCGCUCAGUUGUGCAACACGUUGUUUCAUUCAAAAUAUAACUUGUUGCAGUACUUAAACGAAACGGAUGAGGACGUCGUUGGCAUGCUGAAAAACCUGUCUUUAUCACGCCGCGGUACACUUGGGUUGUGUCAGUACUGCAACCAGUACAUGCUCUGUGGAAAACAUCUGAAGGAAACACUCACCGAUGAAGGUUUUUGUUACACCUUCAAUAUGAAGCCGGAAGAGGACAUCUUUCGCCAAAGCUCACUCCACACGGACUAUACGUACACGGAGAGUUGGUUCUCAUUUUCGGAACAUGAAACACUGUACGCACGAGGUGCAGGUCUGCAUGCUGGGCUUACAUUGUUCCUGCGACAAAUCAAGGAAGAUGUGGACUACAUGUGCACGGGAUUCUCGCAAGGGUACAAGCUUAUGAUUCAUGACCCAGGCGAGUACCCGCAGGUGUCGAUGCGCAACAUGCGUAUACCCUUUGGUCACGAGAUCUCGAUCGCACUCAAGCCGCAAAUGAUCGUUACCUCUCCGUCGGCCGCUGACUAUAGCUGGGAGAAGCGUCAGUGCUUCUUCAAUCACGAGCGUCACCUUCAAUACUUUAAGAUCUACAACCAGGAAAACUGCGAACUAGAAUGCUUGACCAACGUCACGCAGGCAAUAUGUGGAUGUGUUCGCUUUUCAAUGCCACGAUCAAACGACACCAAGGUUUGCCCCUUGUCGAUGUUUCACUGCAUGUCCGAUGUCAAAUGGAUUGUGUAUGACAUUGACGAUCCUGAACGUCCAGUCAACGAAGAGAUCACGGCAAUGGUCGACAGAUGUAACUGCUUGCCAGCAUGCAGCUCAAUAUCUUACGACGUGGAAACUACGCAAACCACACUGGAUCUGGAAAAGUUUCUGCGCGUCAACCAUGAGUAUGAUAGGUCGGACAAGUUUUACAUCACAACGAUAGCGAUCUACUUCAAGGAGUCGUACUUCAUCACCUCCAAGCGAUCGGAGCUGUACGGAUGGGUAGACUUUCUGGCAAAUUGUGGUGGACUGCUAGGCCUCUUCAUGGGUGUAAGCAUAUUGAGUCUAUUGGAGUUAUGUUACUACAUUACGAUUCGACCAUUUUCAGUUAGAAGUAGAAUAGCCAGUGUUGAAAAGCGAGAUACAAACGAAGUCCAGAAUGUCAUGCUUCCCGUUAUCAUUAAGAGUGAAUACCCAGUUGUAGGUUGAAUUGUUUAUGAUAUAUUACUAUUUGUUUAAUGUUGUACAGUAUAACGUCAAUUAUUCGGGCAGCUCGAAACUGAGUGGUUUAUGGAUUUAACGGAUAAUAGCUCCAAAACUAUCAAAUUGAUAUUGAAAUUAAAAAUUUCACUGGUUAGGCUAUCAAUUCACUUUGAAUUAAUUGAUUAAUCAUUAGUACAAUAGUAUUUUAAUCAAUAACUACAGGUUUUACAUCGAUACAUGAACAAAAAUGAAGCUCGAAAAGUGAUAUGUUCACUAGAUAGCUGCACAGAGAUACUGUUUACCAACUUGAAUAUCGCUGCAAAUAUUUACCAUGAUGAACAGCUGUCAAAUUUAUGCCCACGGUUAAGUCGCCCGCCGGUUAUUCCGUCCCCGAAUAAUUGACGUUCUACUUGACAUUGAUAUUUUUUAGCACGAAUAACCGGGAAUUUGCGCAAAGAUCCUUAAACUGGAACCUUAAA
Anopheles merus is the source of this 2249-nucleotide messenger RNA. RefSeq names its product pickpocket protein 28-like. Gene Ontology annotation, molecular function: ligand-gated sodium channel activity. The coding region runs from base 166 to 1776 and encodes 536 amino acids. Lineage: Eukaryota; Metazoa; Arthropoda; Insecta; Diptera; Culicidae. Gene Ontology annotation, biological process: sodium ion transmembrane transport. Gene Ontology annotation, cellular component: membrane. The transcript is spliced from 4 exons. The record is from RefSeq and is a predicted model, not a curated record.